Molecule: messenger RNA, 1218 nt
Organism: Lemur catta (Ring-tailed lemur)
Lineage: Eukaryota; Metazoa; Chordata; Mammalia; Primates; Lemuridae
Gene: MNX1
Product: motor neuron and pancreas homeobox 1
Exons: 3
Coding region: 1-1218 (405 amino acids)
Biological process (GO): central nervous system development; endocrine pancreas development; neuron projection morphogenesis
Cellular component (GO): nucleus
Molecular function (GO): DNA-binding transcription factor activity, RNA polymerase II-specific; sequence-specific double-stranded DNA binding
Source: RefSeq, a predicted model, not a curated record
AUGGAAAAAUCCAAAAAUUUCCGCAUCGACGCCUUGCUGGCGGUGGACCCCCCGCGAGCCGCCUCCGCGCAGAGCGCGCCGCUGGCCUUGGUCACGUCGCUCGCGGCCGCGGCAUCUGGCCCCGGUGGUGGUGGCGGCGGCGGCGGCGGCGGCAGCGGGGCGAGCGGCAGCUGCAGCCCCGCGUCCUCGGAGCCGCCAGCGGCGCCCGCCGACCGCCUGCGCACCGAGAGCCCGUCGCCGCCUCGCCUGCUGGCCGCGCACUGCGCGCUGCUGCCCAAGCCGGGCUUCCUGGGCGCGGGCGGCGGCGCCGGUAGCACGGGCGGCGGGCAUGGGGGGCCCCACCACCACGCGCACCCUGGCGCUGCCGCCGCGGCCGCCGCUGCAGCCGCCGCGGCCGCCGCCGGGGGCCUGGCGCUGGGGCUGCACCCGGGGGGCGCGCAGGGCGGCGCGGGCCUCCCGGCGCAGGCGGCGCUCUACAGCCACCCGGUCUACGGCUACUCGGCGGCGGCGGCGGCGGCCGCACUCGCGGGCCAGCACCCGGCGCUCUCCUACUCGUACCCGCAGGUGCAGGGCGCGCACCCCGCGCACCCCGCCGACCCCAUCAAGCUGGGCGCCGGCACCUUCCAGCUGGACCAGUGGCUGCGCGCGUCCACCGCGGGCAUGAUCCUGCCCAAGAUGCCCGACUUCAACUCCCAGGCACAGUCGAACCUCCUGGGGAAGUGCCGCCGGCCGCGCACGGCCUUCACCAGCCAGCAGCUGCUGGAGCUGGAGCACCAGUUCAAGCUCAACAAGUACCUGUCGCGGCCCAAGCGCUUCGAGGUGGCCACCUCGCUCAUGCUCACCGAGACCCAGGUGAAGAUCUGGUUCCAGAACCGGCGGAUGAAAUGGAAACGCAGCAAAAAAGCGAAGGAGCAGGCGGCGCAGGAGGCGGAGAAGCAGAAAGGCGGGGGCGCGGGCGCGGGACAGGGCGGCGGCGCGGAGGAGCAGGGCGCGCAGGAGCUGCUGGGGCCGCCCGCGUCGGGGGACAAGGCCGGCGGACGCCGUCUGCGGGACUUGAGGGACAGUGACCCCGAGGAGGACGAGGACGAGGACGACGAGGACCAUUUCCCCUACAGCAACGGCGCCGGCGCCCGCGCCGCGUCCUCCGACUGCUCCUCUGAGGACGACUCACCGCCCCCGCGGCCUGGCGGGCCCGGGCGCCAGCCCCCGCCGCAGUAG